CGCCAAUUCCACGCCUGCGCCGCGCUUUUUCCUGUCAUCCCGGUGCUUAGUACACUCCGCAUGAGGCGCACCUCUGAUCUCGUCUAAAAGCCCAAUACACCCCCGCCCCGGGGCUCAGGACGCGCCAACGACACGUCUCCGCAGCAAGCAGCUCAAACCUCCAUACCGAGCGUCGGACUACCCUUUAAUCCACCACCAUGGACGUCGUUCCCUCUACCACCCCAGACGAGGCAGUGCGCCUCUCCGCUAAGCGGACAGCCGAGCUCUUCGGCUCCGACUACCUAAUGGUCACCCCUUCCGUCGCCAAUGGCUCCAUCGCCACGUCCUACCGGCGCAAAGCAGAAUACGAAGAUGUGAAGGAACUCCCACCAGCACUCGCCGAGAAGCAAGCCAAAGCCGUGGCCGCUGGACGCGCCAAACGCCCCAAGAUCCAACCACAGCCCCAAGCCGCCGUGGACGGCAGCGGCGCGUCCAUGGCCCUCGUCAAGAAGGCCCCCGGCCCAGCAGCCGGCGGCGUCGGCGGUGAAAACGCUCCCAAGAGUCUCAUCCAACGUCCCUCGGCGACGAAACAGCAACGACCCGACUGGCACCCGCCAUGGAAGCUCAUGCGGGUCAUCUCCGGCCACUUGGGUUGGGUGCGCAGUUUGGCCGUUGAGCCGAACAACGAGUGGUUUGCUAGUGGUGCGGGCGACCGAACCAUCAAGAUCUGGAACCUGGCUACAGGUGCCCUCCGUCUCACUCUCACGGGUCACAUUUCCACCGUCCGCGGCCUGGCCGUGUCCCCCCGACAUCCCUACCUCUUCUCCUGCGGUGAAGACAAAAUGGUCAAGUGCUGGGAUCUCGAAACCAACAAAGUCAUCCGUCACUACCACGGCCAUCUCAGCGGCGUCUACACCCUCGACCUGCACCCCCGUCUGGACCUCCUCGUCACAGGCGGUCGCGACGGCGUAGCCCGCGUCUGGGACAUGCGCACCCGCGCCAACGUCCACGUCCUCGCCGGCCACAAGGGCACCGUCGCCGACGUCAAGUGCCAGGAAGCCGACCCGCAAAUCAUCUCGGGCUCCCUUGACGCCACCGUCCGCCUAUGGGACCUGGCAGCCGGUAAAUCCAUGGGCGUGCUCACGCACCACAAGAAGGGCGUGCGCGCUCUGGCCACCCACCCCCGCGAAUUCACCUUCGCCUCCGCCAGCACCGGCUCCAUCAAGCAAUGGAAGUGCCCGGAGGGCGACUUCAUGCAGAAUUUCGACGGUCAGAACGCCAUCAUCAACACACUCUCCGUCAACGAAGACAACGUCAUGUUCUCCGGCGGUGAUAACGGCUCCAUGUGCUUCUGGGAUUGGAAGACCGGGUACCAGUUCCAGAGCAUGGAUGCUGUCGCUCAGCCGGGUUCUCUGGAAGCCGAGGCGGGUAUUAUGGCUUCGACCUUUGAUCGUACUGGUCUGCGUCUUAUUACUGGUGAGGCUGAUAAGACCAUUAAGAUCUGGAAGCCGGAUGAUGAGGCCACGGAGGAAUCUCACCCUGUUACUUGGGCCCCGACCUUGGGCAGACAGAGGUAUUAGUUUGUUAGUGUGGCUUGUGGUGUGCUUCUGCUCAUUAUCAUCAAUACCCCCGAUGUCUUGUUUUCAGUUUGUUUAUCUUGAGUGUGUGUGGGGAGCUACUUUGAGGGGGUUUAGUUUUCUAGCUCUGAUGUUAUGUCAUGCUGUGUAUGCACUUAGGAGUUUAGCGUUAGUUAUUUGGGAUGUCAGCUUGGUUCCCUGG
Messenger RNA from Aspergillus eucalypticola CBS 122712, 1758 nucleotides. Its product is annotated as WD40 repeat domain-containing protein. The transcript has a single exon. The record is from RefSeq and is a predicted model, not a curated record. The coding region runs from base 198 to 1559 and encodes 453 amino acids. Lineage: Eukaryota; Fungi; Ascomycota; Eurotiomycetes; Eurotiales; Aspergillaceae. Gene Ontology annotation, molecular function: protein binding. Gene Ontology annotation, biological process: mRNA splicing, via spliceosome. Gene Ontology annotation, cellular component: catalytic step 2 spliceosome; Prp19 complex; precatalytic spliceosome.